GCGGCGGUGGCGGAAGCUAUCCUGCGGGGGGCCGGAGGCUGCUCGCUCCACUGGCGCCAUCGCGUCCUCUCGGGGCUUGGCUCGGGAACUCGGAAUCAUGUCCACACCCUGAUAAAGUGCAGGCCUUUCACAGAAGAAUGUUUAAUGAGCCCUUCAGAAAAGCUGAGUGUUAUUAUGAACACACUCCUGUUCCACUGCCUUUUCAGUAAAACUCCCAGGUUCCAAAUGGCCCCUGACACUCUAUUUUGGUGUGAAAAGAAGUGUUCUGGAUCUGUGACCUAUAGGAGAAUGAGAACACAGACAUCCAGAGAGGCCACUGUCUAGGUGACAGGACUGAGACAGAGAACAAGAAGUUUAUCACAAAGCAGAAAAAUGUGUGCAGGAUUUGAACCAGAGAAGACUAUGCUACCAAGAGCCAUUCCCCAGGACCCUGACUUUGGGAAAGCCUCUACAUGUGGGGGCAGCUUUGAGAGCCAGAAGAAAGGCCCAGACAGCAUGAACAUAAAACAUGUCCUUUCCCAGGAGAAAGGUGGCAGUCAGGUGACCACUGGGUGGAGAGUCCAUGAAGGUGAAGACAAUUCAGGCUUAACCACUGAGCUGACAUUUCAGAGAAAUAUUUUAGAAGAAAAAGCUCAUCUUUAUGAUCCACAUGACCAAAGCUUUAAACAAAAUUCAGAGUUCAGCAAAAAUCAGAGGCAACCAAGUAUGAAGAAAUCCUAUGAAUGUAAAGAGUGUGGGAAAACCUUCAAAGGGAGAUCCAGCCUUAUUGACCAUCAAAGAAUUCACAGUGGAGAGAAACCCUAUGUCUGUCUUGAAUGUGGGAAAGCCUUCAUGCAAAAUUCAAGCUUUAUUAAUCAUCGGAGGAUUCACACUGGAGAGAGACCAUAUAAGUGUAACGAAUGUGGCAAAGCCUUCAGGCAGAGAUCAAGCUUUAUUAAUCAUAAGAGAAUUCAUAGUGGAGAGAAGCCCUAUGAAUGUAAUGAAUGUGGGAAGACUUUCAGGGGAAGCUCAGACCUUAUUAAGCAUCGCAGGAUUCAUAGUGGAGAGAAGCCCUACGAAUGUAGUGAAUGUGGCAAGGCCUUUCGUGGCAGCUCAGCCCUUCUGGAACAUCAGAGGAUUCACCGAGGAGAAAAGCCCUAUAAAUGCCAGGAAUGUGGUAAAGCCUUUAGGUGGAGUUCAUACCUUAUUCAGCAUCAGAGAAUCCACAGUGGGGAGAAACCCUAUAAGUGCUUUGAAUGUGGAAAAGACUUUAGGGGAAGAUCUCACCUAAUUCGACACCAGAGAAUUCACACUGGAGAAAAGCCCUAUGGAUGUAAUGAAUGUGAGAAAGCCUUCAGGGCUAGCUCUGAUCUAAUUCAACACCAGAGAAUACACAGUGGAGAGAAACCUUAUGAGUGCCAUGAAUGUGGAAAAGCCUUCAGGCUGAUUUCGACCUUUAUCAACCAUCAGAGAAUACAUAGUGGAGAAAAGCCCUACGAGUGCAUCAAAUGUGGGAAGGCUUUCAGAAGGAACGCAUACCUUAUUCGGCACCAGAGAAUUCAUACUGAAGGAAAACCUUAUGGUUGUCAUGAAUGUGGGAAAGCUUUCAGAGGAAGCCCAGCCCUGACCGAGCAUGAAAGAAUUCACAGAGGAGAGAAACCCCACGAAUGUCACGAAUGUGGGAAGGCUUUCCGGGCAAGCUCAGUCCUUAGUGACCAUCAGAGGAUUCAUAGUGGGGAGAAACCUUAUGAAUGUCAUGAAUGUGGGAAGGCCUUCCGGUGGAGUUCAGAUCUCAUUCAACAUCAGAGAAUUCAUAGUGGGGAGAAACCUUAUAAAUGUUCUGAAUGUGAGAAAGCCUUCAGGAGGAGCUCUGACCUCAUUAAGCAUCAGAGAAUUCACAGUGGAGAAAAACCCUUUGAAUGUAAUGCCUGUGGGAAAGCUUUUAGUGGGAGUUCAAACCUCAUCAGACAUCAAAGAAUUCACGUUAGAGAAUAAUCCCAGAAACUUCAAGCAUAGAGAUAGAGACUGAACCUAUGAUGUCAGUGAUACAGGGAUCUCCCAGGUGAGGAAAUUCUUUCCCCAAAAUAGAUUAGCACCUUCUCUACAAAUUACUAAUUUGUACUAAGUUGCCUAAAGCACUAAGACAGUAAUUCACUUGCCCAAGGGCACAGCUGGAUGUGACAGCUCACUGUAUAGUUCUCUGUCCAAACAGAUAUUGUAAGUUAUUCAAUCAGACAUGUGGCUUUUUUCUGUUUGGAGUCAGGAAGCUGGCUGAAAUCCUGACUCACUUACUAGUUGUGUGGCCCCGGGCAAGGCUUUUCACUCCUGUCAGCUUCAGUUUCCUCAUCUGCAAAAUGAGGGUGUUAGAUUUAAUGGUUUCUAAAUCUAUAAUCCUAUUGUAUUAGAGGCCAUUCAUUAUACAAACAUUUGUCAAGUAUCUACUGUGCAAAACCGUUCUAGGCAGGAAAGAUUCUAAAACAGGAUCCGGCACUUACAUGAUAGUAGGGGCAUGUGGCAUAUAGAUAACACGGAGAACUGUAAUACAUAAUGACUUCGGUUUAAAGAGGGCUAACCACUGAGGAGUGUGCGUUUGCGUGUGUGUGUGUGUGUGUGUGUGUGUGUGUGUGUGUGUGUGUGUGUGAUAUACUCUUAAUAGCUCAUUAAAUCUACUAAAGCGUGGAAGGGUCAUGUGUCAGUAGGAGAGGGACAGGAAAAUUGGCACCACUGGAGUUGAAAUGGGUGGGAGAGGCAUGACGCAUGGCCUUCCAGUGUAGAGAGCAGUAGGCCUCUGAGUCUCGGGAGAGCUAGAAGAGCUCCUUGAGGGCUGGACCAAUGUCUCUGUAAUCUUUCUGUAUGUCUCUUAACUGUAUAAGAAAAGUGUCCUGAAUAAAAAGGCUUGCGUUCCCUGGCA
Molecule: messenger RNA, 2890 nt
Organism: Monodelphis domestica (gray short-tailed opossum)
Lineage: Eukaryota; Metazoa; Chordata; Mammalia; Didelphimorphia; Didelphidae
Source: RefSeq, a predicted model, not a curated record